This is a messenger RNA of Lathyrus oleraceus (garden pea), 2505 nucleotides long. Its product is annotated as zinc finger protein GAI-ASSOCIATED FACTOR 1. Gene Ontology annotation, cellular component: nucleus. Bases 302 to 1918 code for a protein of 538 amino acids. Gene Ontology annotation, molecular function: DNA-binding transcription factor activity. NCBI's taxonomy places the organism in Eukaryota, Viridiplantae, Streptophyta, Magnoliopsida, Fabales, Fabaceae. The transcript has 4 exons. The record is from RefSeq and is a predicted model, not a curated record.
CAUUAUUGGAGUUGUGGUAGUUGGUGUGGGUAAAUGAGCGUAACGAGGUAACGUAAAAUAAAAAAAAUUAAUUUUAAAAAAUAAAAUAAAACCUUAGCAGGUUGACCGGUGGAUAUAGAUAAAGAUAAAGAGAAAAACAAAACAAAAGAAAAGCUCAGAAGAAAAAAAAAAUAGAAACCCUAAAAAAAAUCAAAAAGUUUGUUUGUGAGAGAGAUUGUGUGUGUUAAUGCAUCUAAGAUUUUUCCCUCUUUGUACAAAGAUUGUUCUUCAAGCUUUUCACCUAUAGCUAGGUUUAGUUCCGAUGGUUGAUUUAGACAAUGUUUCUACAGCUUCUGGAGAAGCCAGCAUCUCUUCCUCUGGUAACAACAAUAACAACAACAAUAACCAAACAACUCCUCCAAAACCCACUAAGAAAAAAAGAAACCUCCCCGGAAUGCCAGAUCCGGAAGCAGAGGUGAUUUCUUUAUCUCCAACGACUCUGUUAGCUACGAAUAGAUUUGUGUGUGAAAUAUGCAACAAAGGUUUUCAGAGGGAUCAGAAUCUUCAACUUCAUAGGAGAGGUCAUAAUCUGCCAUGGAAACUGCGGCAGAGGUCGAGUAAGGAAGUUAGGAAAAGGGUUUAUGUUUGUCCUGAACCGACUUGUGUUCAUCAUGAUCCUUCUAGAGCUUUAGGCGAUCUAACGGGGAUUAAAAAGCACUUUUGUAGAAAACACGGUGAGAAGAAGUGGAAAUGCGAUAAGUGUUCUAAGAAAUAUGCUGUUCAAUCGGAUUGGAAAGCGCACUCUAAAGUUUGUGGUUCUAGAGAGUAUAAAUGCGAUUGUGGAACCGUUUUUUCCAGGAGGGAUAGUUUCAUAACGCAUAGAGCUUUUUGUGAUGCGUUGGCAGAGGAAAAUGCGAAAUCUCAGACUCAACCGGUUGUGAAAGCUAGUUCAGAGUCUGAUUCAAAGGUUUUGACUGGAGAUUCAUUGCCUCAGCCGCCGCCUCCUUCGUUGCCGGUGGUGACUACCGCCGCUGCAACAACUCCUCAGUCAAAUAGUGGUGUGUCCUCUGCUUUGGAGACUCAGAAGCUAGAUUUACUAGAAAUUCCGCCUCAAAUCGUAGAGGAGACACAACCGGUUGUCAUUGCUACUACUACUUUAAAUGCUACUACUAUAAAUGCUACUACUACUUUAAAUGCGAGUGGUAGUAGCAGCAGUACUAGCUCAACAAGCAAUGGCCAUCCCGCUACUAGCAGCGGUGUGUUUGCAAGCUUGUUUGCUUCUUCAACGGCUUCAGCUUCUACGAGCCUACAAUCUCAAACACCAGCCUUCACUGAUUUAAUUAGGUCCAUGGGAUGUCCAGAUGCUCGCCCUACUGAUUUCUCAACUACUCCAUCGGCCGAGGCCAUAUCCCUUUGCCUCUCGACCAAUCACGGAUCAUCCAUUUUCGGAACAGGUGGCCAGGAGUGCCGCCAAUAUGUGCCGACGCAUCAGCCACCGGCUAUGUCUGCCACUGCAUUACUUCAGAAAGCUGCUCAAAUGGGCGCCGCCGCAACAAAUGCCUCUUUGCUUCGCGGGCUUGGAAUCGUGUCGUCUUCCGCUUCCACUUCAACAGGUCAGCAAGAUAGCCUUCAUUGGGGUCUGGGACAGGUGGAACAGGAGAGUGCUGGCUUAGUUCACGCGGGACUCGGACUAGGUCUUCCUUGUGACAGUGACUCUGGACUAAAAGAAUUGAUGUUGGGGACUCCGUCGAUGUUCGGUCCUAAGCAAACAACUCUUGAUUUUCUAGGAUUGGGGAUGGCUGCAGGUGGCAGCGCCGGUGGAGGUUUGUCAGCACUUAUCACAUCAAUCGGCGGCAGCAGUGGUUUGGAUGUUACUACAGCAGCUGCAUCUUUUGGUAAUGCAGAGUACUCUGGCAAAGAUAUUGGAAGGAGCUCAUGAUAUUUUGGCUGCAAUAACUACUAAAUUUUGGCUGUAAAGUUACAUUUGUUGUCUAUGAAUAUGAAUAUUCUGAAAUUGCAAUGCAUAUAUAAGUAUGCAACAAGUAAUGUGCAAAUGGGGUCUUUUUGAAUUGUCUUGCUCCCCCCAAAAAAGACUAUACUACAUUUAAGGAAAUGAAAAUAUGGCCUUAACAAGAGCACAAGGUACAAUAUGCUUGGUUUGGACAACACAGGCUGUAAGAAAUUAAGGGUAUGUGCAUCAUUUGCAUAUGGUUGUCGUAGGUUUUAGCGACAGUGGGACGUUUGAAGAUCACGGUCUUGUUUUUGGUUUCUUGGACAGUUUGAUCAAAUCAUGUAUUGCUUCAGUUGGAUGGUUUGGUCUGUAGCUGUAGGUAUAAAUUAGGAUGCUAGUAGUGGUAGUAGUUUUCUUUGGAUGUUGUUGGAAUUAUUGUCACAUUGUGAAUUUCCACGUUUGCCCAUUGUUUGGCAGUUAGUGCUUGAUUGAAUUUUAGUAAGUAAUUAAUGCUCUUAGUAAAUGUUAUAAAUUGUAAUUAUUCUAUAUUCUUUUCAAGAUAGAAAAUUCUCAAA